Perkinsus marinus ATCC 50983 is the source of this 238-nucleotide messenger RNA. RefSeq lists its product as hypothetical. The transcript has a single exon. NCBI's taxonomy places the organism in Eukaryota, Perkinsozoa, Perkinsida, Perkinsidae. The annotation marks the transcript as partial. The record is from RefSeq and is a predicted model, not a curated record.
AUGCCUCGUACCUCCACUUCGGGUGAUGUGACUACUGGAUCGUCGAAUGACGCCACUACGGGUUCCUCUGGUUCUGUUGUGACUACCACUGCCAGCAGCGGUGGCAGUUGCUCCGCUACACCGAGCGGCAAGUACUGUGGCAAGUACAUGGUUUUUAAGGGUACCGCUACUAUUGAUAAUGGUACCUUUGACUUGACUGUGAGACCAUUGGUGAAUAUGAAGGGUGUUGAUUAUACCA